Colletotrichum graminicola M1.001 is the source of this 927-nucleotide messenger RNA. RefSeq lists its product as uncharacterized. Lineage: Eukaryota; Fungi; Ascomycota; Sordariomycetes; Glomerellales; Glomerellaceae. The transcript has a single exon. The record is from RefSeq and is a predicted model, not a curated record. Bases 1 to 927 code for a protein of 308 amino acids.
AUGUCAAGGUUCUUCCGACGCACCGAUGAUUCGUCCGAUGAAGACGACGACGACGGGAACCCAGCCACCCUCUCAGGACCCUCCGGUUCAACUGAUCCGGCGUCAACCCGCCCCCAUCCCCGACGCGAAUCCAGCUCGAGCAGCCUCUCCUCCUCGGCUUCCGAGUCCCCGCCACCUCCCCUCGAUUCUUCCGCUCUACCCGCCCCUGUUAGUCUGAUUCCCGCCAUCAGGGGCCAGCGGAGCUCCCCCCGUCCGCCUGACCCCCUCUCUGCGCCACUUGUCCGUUACAUUGUUCGGUCAGUUCCACAUCUGGACAUGGAAACCGAGGAGGAUCUUCACCUCAAAUUCACCUACAAGCGGUACAACUGCGUUUGCAUCGAGAUUUGGCUCCAGGCCAUUGACCCCGAGACCGGUGACUCACUCGUCCACGCUAUUGUCCGUUCCGGGCGUAUUGGAGCUCUCGGGGCGUGCCGACUCUAUCCGACCUGUGGAAACGGACAGGCUCAGUUUCAAGGCCAUCGCGAGAGGCAUAUACUGUUUAUGCAUCAAAACGAGGAGGGCGACAACGGGUUGCACGUCGCUGCGCGGAUGGGGGGACUACCGCUAGUGAGGGCAGUGUUACGCGCCUUUAAGGGUAGGGAUAUGGAUGACGGGCGUGAUGUUCCGGAUGAGUAUGAAAGACAUGACGUGAGGGAUGAGGGACGCAUGUUUUCCUGGGAAGCAAAGAGGAUACUAUUCAUUGAAUCGAGAAAUCUGGCCGGAAGAAGUGCUGCAGAAGAGGCUCGGCACCACGGACAUGCGGAGGUGAGCGGCUUUCUAGAGCACGUUCUCGACUGUUCAUACCCUUCCAAGUGCGACGACAGGGAGAGCGCGAGGCAGCUAGCCAGGUCGAUCGUCGCUCAGGGCUACAGAUUCACAGGUUGUUAA